Trifolium pratense (red clover) is the source of this 1677-nucleotide messenger RNA. RefSeq names its product protein MITOFERRINLIKE 1, chloroplastic. The record is from RefSeq and is a predicted model, not a curated record. The transcript has a single exon. Lineage: Eukaryota; Viridiplantae; Streptophyta; Magnoliopsida; Fabales; Fabaceae. Bases 50 to 1189 code for a protein of 379 amino acids. Gene Ontology annotation, molecular function: S-adenosyl-L-methionine transmembrane transporter activity. Gene Ontology annotation, cellular component: mitochondrial inner membrane.
AAUUAUAGGAUUAGUAUCACAAACCUCCGAACUAACUCUCACUCUCACCAUGUCAUCAUCUUCUUCAAUGGAAUCCAAAAUCUCAUCCUCCCUCACUCUCCCUACUCCAAAUUCCAACAAACUCUCAACAACCUUCAACGAUUUCAACAACCUAAUCAACAACUUCACAACCCUAACUCUCACUCCACCUUUCGCCUCAAUCUCCGAUUCACCUCAACCCCGGUUCAAAUCCGGUUCAACCAAUUCCCAAACCCUCCUAAAAAACCUAACCGUCAUCGAACGCGCUUUCAUUGGCGCAGGCGGUGGCGGUAUCGCUGGUGCAUUCACUUACGCUUGUCUUCAUCCUCUUGAUACUAUCAAAACCAAAAUGCAAGCCAAAGGCGCUUCACAAAUUUACAAAAAUACCCUUGAUGCUGUUUCGAAAACUUUCACUACAAAUGGAAUUUUAGGUUUUUACAGCGGUUUUUCUGCUGUUGUUGUAGGUUCUACAGCUUCAUCUGCGGUUUAUUUUGGAACUUGUGAAUUUGGUAAGUCUUUUUUGUCUAAACAGAAUUGUCCUAAGAUUUUGAUUCCUCCGAUUUCUGGUGCUUUAGGGAAUGUUUUAUCGUCUGCGAUAAUGGUUCCGAAGGAAUUGAUAACGCAGCGAAUGCAAACCGGUGCCAAAGGUAGGUCUUAUGAGGUUUUGAUUAACAUUCUUCAAAAUGAAGGGGUUUUGGGUUUAUAUAGAGGCUACUCAGCUACAUUGUUGAGAAAUUUACCUGCUGGUGUUUUGAGUUAUUCUUCGUUUGAGUAUUUGAAGUUGGCGGUUAUGAAGAGUACGAAUAAGAAUCAUUUGGAACCGAUUCAGAGUGUGAUUUGUGGGGCGUUGGCAGGGGCGAUAUCGGCUUCGAUUACCACACCUUUGGAUGUUGUGAAGACGAGGUUGAUGACGCAGGCAAGGAAUGAGGCGGUUGGGAAGGUUGCCACGGUUAUGUAUGGUGGGGUUAAGGAUACCAUUAGGGAGAUUUUGAUGGAAGAGGGGUUGGUUGGUUUUACGCGUGGAAUGGGUCCUAGGGUUCUUCAUAGUGCUUGUUUUUCGGCUUUGGGUUAUUUUGCUUUUGAGACUGCUAGGAUUGCUAUUUUGAAUGAGUAUGUUAAGAGGAAGCAAUUGAAUUUGGAGGAUGCGGUUGUUGUUUCUGGUAGUAGUUGAGUAUGGGAAUUGGAUUCGAUUUUGUUACGAUUUUGAAAGUUGAUUAAAGUUUAUUGGCUGGAAGUUGAAUUUGGGUAGUUUAUGUUAUAUUGAAGAGCAGUGCUAUAUGUCGUGAUGAAAAACCGUGAAUAUCACAAAAGCGCGUGUGUCAGAAUUUCAGACAAAUAAGGAAAUUUUGAUUAGGCUUUUGAUGGAAAACAUAUCAGUGGUCAAUGAGAUUAUUUUGCGACACUUCGUGAUGGUACAUUUCGUUACAUCAAGCAAUUUCUUAUAAUGACUUGUUUGAUUUGACAUGAAUGGUGUUGGUUUUAGAUGCUCUGUGAAUGUAUCAAUUGCUGAUUGCAGUUCUGAAUUUGUGGCAUUGUAUUUUAUAGCUUAAUUGUUAUGAAGAAUCAAGUUACUUGAUUUUUGUAAGGCUUUUUAAUCAAAUAAGUGGAUUUUUCUUUGGAAAUUUCAGUUAUGUUAGUCGAUCAUAAUACAAUUGUUCA